This is a messenger RNA of Electrophorus electricus (electric eel), 4765 nucleotides long. RefSeq names its product solute carrier family 35 member E4 (gene slc35e4). Lineage: Eukaryota; Metazoa; Chordata; Actinopteri; Gymnotiformes; Gymnotidae. The record is from RefSeq and is a predicted model, not a curated record.
AUGAUCCGGUCACGACGGUCUGCCAGCAAAAGCGACUGGAAGGACUCGAGGACGCUCGUUCAUCCAGCCUUAACAGCACGAGGUAAGAUUACAGAAAUUACUUUGGUAUUUAAUAAUCGGACGGACUCCGAAAAGGUCGUUAAACGAGCCUCUAUCUUUAAGAUGCUGGUAUUCGGUCCGGUUACCGGCUGGUUACCGGUGUCUUGUGUAUGUCCUAAACUGCGCAGCCGAGCAUAGUUCAUCUAAUCGCUCCUAAGACAUAACAAUAUUUUAUAAACAACACGAUACAAACAAACACAAUACAAAACAAACAUGAAGCUCGCAUUCAGUUACGCGAGCACCGAGGCUUUUGUCGACUGCGCGUCCGUGAAUUGGCCGGUUAACGCCACCGGGUGAGCUGACAUCGUGUCUAACGUUGCACGGGAACGCCAGCGCUGUGUCCACGACCGGCGGAUGUAGGCCGCGCGCGUCCUUCGCAAAGCGGCGGACCAGAGAUGCGCAUCCCGGCUGCCGCUUCACGGCAAGGUUUGUCGGGUUCAGACCGGCUGCUGCACGGGCUUUAGGACUGCAUGAACACUCUCAGACAAACAUGCAUAUUGAUGUUAACAUUUUGAAUAUUUCUCUCAUCUAGGGACGUGGGAUUGACCAGCGCCGUUUAAGUCUGGUUCCAGUCGCUAGUCGCGUGAUCUGCCCCCUUUUUUUCGGUAAACAGCACGUGCAUGCGAGCGUGCAGGCGGUACCUCUCUCCGCCUCAACAAAACGGGCGUUGUUGCUAUAGCAAAGUAAAUAAGGGAAGACGUGCAAAAGCAUCAGAGGAGAUGCAGAAGCUACUAGGAACCGGCCGGAGUUUACGGCUGGUGUAGGAUCGGUGUGGUGUUAAAAUAGGGAUGCACUGUUGUUGUUCUUCUGCGAAACCAAGAUGUAUUUCCCCUGCAGACGCGAAGAUGAAACGAACAUGAUCGGCCCCGAUGGCCCCUCCAAACGCGAGCCAUCCCGGGCCGCCGGGACACGGAGGAGCAGCCCCGGCGAAAUACUGCACCUCCUGUCGGCCGUGGUCGUGUGGCUAGUGACGGGGACGACCAUAUCGAGCCUCAACAAGUGGAUAUUCGCCGUGUACAACUUCAGAUACCCGCUGCUGCUGUCUGCUUUGCACAUGCUCACGGCGGUAGUGGUGGACUAUGGACUCGUGAAGUACUGGGUGGCCCGGCGCACACGCACGGAUGGACCGGACCUGACCCGCAGCGUCAGGCGCAAGGUGCUCCUCCUCAGCCUGACCUUCUGCGCCAGUAUCGCGCUCGGUAACGUGGGGCUCAGCUACGUGCAACUGUCCUUCGCGCAGAUGAUCUACACCACCACGCCGAUAUUUACGCUGGCGAUAUCAUCCCUGGUCCUCGGGAAGCAGCACCACGUCCUCAAGUACACCGCAAUGAUGCCCAUUUGCCUCGGCGCGUCCUUCAGUAUUCUGGGCGAGGUCCAGUUCGACCAGACGGGCUGCUUCUGCGUCCUCGCCGCAACCUUGUUGCGAGGUGUAAAGAGCAUCCAGCAAAGUAUCCUGCUACAGGAGGAGAAGAUUCCCUCUGUCUUCCUGCUCUACCUGAUGGCUGUGCCCAGCUUCCUCAUCCUGGCCGUGGCUGCGUUGGCGCUGGAGAACUGGGCGGGUCUGCAGGCACUGCAGCACUACGACCGCCGCCUGUGGGGAUUCAUCCUGCUCAGCUGCCUGGGCUCCGUGCUCUACAACCUGGCCAGUUGCUGCGUCAUCAGCCUGACGUCCGCUGUCACCCUGCACAUCCUGGGCAACCUGAGCAUGGUGGGGAACCUCCUCCUGUCCCAGAUGCUGUUCGGCAGCCAGCUGUCGGCGCUCAGCUGUGCCGGCGCGGCGCUCACCCUCUCUGGAAUGAUCAUCUACCAGAACUCGGAGCUCAUCGCCGGCUACCUGGACGCACGCCGAGCCAGAGGGCCAGCGGGGACCCGCCGGGACAUGGAGAACGAUGACGGAGAACAGCGGCAGGAGCCAGAGCCGUGUUCAGAAUCGACGUCUGGGCCGUCCCGGGAAAGUUUAGAACUCUCUGUAGUGUCGUCUUUAGAAGUGUCCACUGAAGUAUGCCACUAUAUGGAUCCAUCUCCAGAACUGUACUAUGAUGUAGAAUCAUAUCUUGAACAAUCUUCAGAACCAUACCAUGACCGACAACCGUCUCUGGAGUCCGUUCCAGAACUGUCUCUGGAGCUGUCUCCAGAAACCGUUCUACACAGGAGGACAGAGAAACACACACAUGAGAAAAUGGACUGAACAGAGCAGGGACAGAUCAUCAGGCUGGGAGUCUGGAGAGCGGGUUAGCUCGUGCGGCCCUACCGACUGGGCUGGGGUUGGGCUGGAUGUGGGAGGGAGCACCGCCGGAUGAGUCACGGCAGCGCUGCGUUGCCUCCACGCUGUGCCGCUGCCGUUAGCUUUAAGUGACCGAGACUGUAGAAACGCCGCUGACCUUAGCGCACGCCUUUUAUUUAUUUAGUUUUAAAAAAAUCACCUCCAUUUUCGUGAGGUAACACGAAUAUCCUACACACUCGGAUGUGCACAGGUCCACGUUCACUCCUGCAGGAAUGCGGAAGGAUCGGAAAUCUGGCCGCCUCACGGACUGACUGUCGUCUCCACUGUGAACCUGCCGUGCCUGUGGGUGUAACACGGGCAGGUAAAAUGAUGGCUACUCAGCAGCACAAACAGUAGUGGAGGGUUUAGGUGCCGUUCCUCUUCUGCCCCUAACCCUAGCUGGGCUGGGGUAUGGUCUUAGGGCAGCUGAGCUGGUAAAUGGUGAGCGCCACACAAACAGGGUGUUGAAUUUGUUGAGGCUCUCUGUCAAGCUUACAUUUAAAUAAAUUGUGGACUGGCAAGAUCACUGGAUCUCCAUUUUGGCACAGAUAGGAAAUUGAUUUUGGACAGAGCCAUGGGCCACCUCCGUGUGUGUGGGUGGGUGUGUGUGUGCGUGCAUGUGUAUUUCUCCAAACUUACAUUUCCAUAUGGAUAAAGAUGCAAAUGAAAUGAGCUUCAGUAGCUUUGCUGUGAAAAUAAGAUGAACUCUCUGAAACACAGGCUCCAGCUAGUGAUCCCGAACGGGCUGAUCCUUACGCUCCUGGACAGCUUGUACUCGUGCAUAUUUUACGUGAUUAUAUUUUAAUAUUAAUAGAUUCACACUGUGUAUUUUGUGGUUAGUAUUCUAGCCAUGCAUUGCUCUUUUUUCCUCCAGGCAUUAAUGGGCAUUUUAACAAUGUCCUUAAUCAGUUGCUAAAAAAACACAGUUGGUGUGUCGUGCAUAUAAUCCUCAUUAUAGCGUGGUAUUAUUAGACGUGGUCUCUGGGGAGGCGGGCACAUCAUUUGCACAGUGUGGCCUCAGCGGAAAUUAAAAGUGGUUCCAACUUCUCUGUGCCAAGCUAACGUGAUUCCUCUGGUUUAUCUCAUUCACCACAGUUUUUUCUUUGGUUUAAUUUCAUGUUUUGUGUUCUACUUGACUUCCCCCCAGACAGUAUUAUUACAUCCUAUUGCAGGAUGGAUUUCGGGGACUUUUAUAUUGUGUUCCUUUAUUGGACAGCGACGCUAACAGAGGUCACCAGCAGGACUGUAUGCAUGGGACGGUCAUGUGGUUAUGUCGCCACCUACUGGAAACGAUAUGUCUUUUUUUUUUCUUUUUUUUCCCCCUGAAUGUGGUUUUAUUUCACAAGGGGUUCAAAUCCACUGGUCAUUUCAUGCUGCCUGCUGCUCCCCUGCUCGGUGAAGUUGAGGCAACGUGGACUAAAACAUUGUAAUGCCUCUGACUUUCAAACUGGACAUAACAUUUGCCUCAGCAAACACGACAGUGUUGACGGACGUGUUUUUUAUAGCCUCUCGCUUGCAUAACUAAAGUGUUGAUAAAUACAUGAGUGCAUUUUUUUUUGCUUGUUUGUUUGGGACCGGGACACAAGCCUCAGUUUAAUCACGUUAUCUGGAGAUAACGGAGAUGCAUUUCUGUUUGUUUUUGUCUUUUAGCUAGCCAUUUUCUCAUGCCCCACUGGGACUCUUUUUCCUGUAAGCACAAAGCCCCCCAAAAGUUGUAUUUGUUAAAGACACACUGAGCAUACUGCAGUGUUGGGCAGUGCCCACCACCCGUGCUGUGGCUCACCAGCCUGCACGAUGGUGUGCUUCCUAAGUGCAGUUGUAUGUCUGCAGAGUUCAAAUUGCACUCUUGACAACAGCAUAGUUCUGUCAGUACAGAACUAUUGUUGUUACAGUGACUUUGUUGAAGGUAUUGGGGCAAUAUGUACAUGUGCUGGGCUGGUGACCACUUUUUUAUACAUGUUAAAAGCUCUCAAAAGCCAAACAGAGCCCAGCACUGACGAGCCCGUGCUGUGUGAAUGCUUAGAAGAUUCUAGGACGUACUCCGCAUUCACAUUCAGCCUGUCAGCUGUUUGUGUUUUUUGUUUUUUACUGAAUUCCAUCAGCCAACAACAAACAUGAGAAUUUUGGAGAUUUUGUUCAGUGAGGAGGACCUUUAACGUGAGGUCGAACUGUUCUGGGAUCAGCAGACAGCUAGCACAAUGUGGCUAAUGCAUUAGCGAGGGCUCUGGGGAUGAGCUGGACUGACACCUGGACAAACGGCCUUCUCUGUGAGCGUGCUGCUACCACGUGGAUGGUUGCCCAUGUUGGUGAAGGUGGUCUGAUGUACAUCAUUAAUUAUUUUAGAAUAUUUAUGUAUUUUUCAGUGAUGAGGAAGCUGAGUAAAUAUACUGGGUCAUGAAUGUC